CUUCUGACCGCACGCUUUCUUGCACCUCCGAUCUACCGAAUAACCUUCGUCUUCGUCACCCUCAUCAAUGCCACCCAUUGAUGCUCCGCGCGCGCAAACUUCCUCUGCGCAUCGCGUCUCGGCCAUGGACCGCUGAAGUCGUCUCAUACAGCCGGUCCUUCGCCAGUCGCGGCGAGCAGCCGCCAUCCCAGCCCAAUGGCAACAAUGCCAAUCGAGAUGGCAAGCAGGAAGACUCGAAGCCUACGCCCGGCUCAGCGCCCUCAGCCAAUGGCCAACAGACAGCCUCACCGAAGCCCUCACUGAUCGAGCAGCUCUUCCCCGAAGAGACGAAACGCUAUGAGAAGCAGCAGGAAGCAGCAGCGCGCGAGGUGCCAAAGCUGCCAUUGGAUGCCCUCCCGCCCAUACCUACUCCGCGACGGCCGAGAAAGAGCAGAGAAGAGGAUAGGCAUGAACACGAGUCGUCGGUCGCUAGACGGCUCAGGUCCGCCAUGGAACAUGCCCCACCCGGCACAGCUGUCCUCGUGCUGCGAAAUGCCAGCAAGAACCUGACAACGGAGGACUUCAGACGCUUGAUACCGCAGGGCAAACACAUCGAAGGGUGGACACUGGAAGAGAGCGAUAUCUUGCAGGUCAUUCCUGAGCGAGAUCUGAGCACUUUGGAGCAGCAAAAUCUCUACUACAUCAUAUUCACUUCUCAGAUCGGUGCAUACACAUAUCAACAGCAUGUCACACGUAUACACAAAUUGGCCUCUAUACACACGCCAACCUCCAACACGUCGCCGAUCCCUCCUCCACCAGGCUACAUGAUCGAAGGUCUUGACGCUCAUGCUGCCAUCGAGGCAUAUGCUCUGAAGCCGCCGAGUCAGAAGCUGGAGUUGCAUCAGCUCAAACGACCAUUCACACCUUUGGUAGAAUCGAUUGUGAAAUUUGGGGGAUACAAGGGCAUUGUACAGCGGGUAGGAAAGAUGCCUGUCGAGGUCCGCUUGACGAUGGACGGACCGCAGUUGCACGCCAGCCGCUUAAAGCACAUCUUUCUUGAGACUGGGAAACGCCGCAACCUCAGCUGGUCAGGAGGAGACAACUACGAACUAGACAUCACGAAAUGGGAAGCGCGAGUGUCUCCGUCGUCUGCGGAUGUCAGCGAAUUCGCGCAGAAGAACGCGGCUGGAAUACGUGAAGGAAGAGAAAGCGAUGAGUCUGGCAAACAAAUCAAAAAGACAAAAAGCAACGAACCUGAGAUACAGCCAAUGCGUACUCCACCGCAUGUCUUCAUCGUUGGCUUUCACACGGAGGAUGCUGCUCAGAGCUUCAUCGCUUACUGGCAUAAGCGAAAGCUGGAACUGCCCAACGCGAAAGCGCCCGAUUUCGAGGACGAUUCGCCGCCUGUCGCGCAUGUAGAAUUGCUCUGGUAGAAACUUCAUCUCGCAAACGGGCCACCGCCUUUCACUGGUCGAAGUUGCCAUCUCUUGUCUCACCUGCGAAGUGCACCAGAUUACCAAACUGUACAUCUUACUCACGCAAGACCUCAUUACGUCGCGACCGCUCUGUUUCUGUUGAAGCAUGAAAGAAAUCGCAAUCGACACAGCAUUCCUCGGC
This is a messenger RNA of Cercospora beticola, 1596 nucleotides long. RefSeq lists its product as uncharacterized. The record is from RefSeq and is a predicted model, not a curated record. Lineage: Eukaryota; Fungi; Ascomycota; Dothideomycetes; Mycosphaerellales; Mycosphaerellaceae.